Messenger RNA from Cucurbita pepo subsp. pepo (vegetable marrow), 2313 nucleotides. It is a transcript of the gene PMI2, whose product is annotated as PLASTID MOVEMENT IMPAIRED protein (DUF827). The record is from RefSeq and is a predicted model, not a curated record. Gene Ontology annotation, biological process: chloroplast avoidance movement; chloroplast accumulation movement. Gene Ontology annotation, cellular component: cytosol. NCBI's taxonomy places the organism in Eukaryota, Viridiplantae, Streptophyta, Magnoliopsida, Cucurbitales, Cucurbitaceae.
AAAGAAAAAGUAGUGGCGAUUUUAUUUCCCCCGUUCUUCAGCUCUGUUAUCUGUUGCAUUGUGGUUCCUCUUACCCAUGGCGUCCUCCACUUAAACACAUUGCCCAAUCUCAGCACAAGCAGAAUUCCCAUGCCUUUUGCUCCCAAUUUUCAGGAAUGAAACUUUUGUUUCUUGAGAAUGAACAGGUGGAGAUGGAGAGGAGAGAUUUUGACAGCAAAAUUAGAGGUGGAUUAGUCAGAGCCGCUAUUAACCAAUAUGGAGAUGGAAAAGGAGAUGGCAUUUCAUGGAAGAAAUCACUCCCCCAAGACUCCUCAGAGUAUUCCUUAAAGGCGAGAGAGCUCCAAAAGGCAAAGACAGACAUUGAGCAUUAUAAGAACAGUAGAAAUGCGGCAGAUUCCUUUAGUGCACAAGCUCAACUUGAGCUCCUCAAGGCCAAGAGCACAGUGAAAAAGCUCUCUUCCCUGUUUGGCAAAUCAAAUGCCACGAUGCAGGCGCAUAAACAGGAACUUGAAAGGUUGAAGAAAUCAGGUUCAGUCCAGGACCAGCGUUUGGCUGUUGCAAGCAGUGAGAAUCACGAGUAUGAGGAAUUGAUGCGGGAACUGGAAGUUGCAAAACAAGAAUUAAGCAAACUCAAACUUGAUGUGGCUUCUGUUUUUCAGGAGAAAUUGCAGGCAGAGAAGGAAAAGGAAGUAGCCAUUUCGAAAUUUCAUUCCUUGUCAAGCUCUAUUGAAGAGCUAAGGAAGGAGAUUGAUGAAAUAAAUGAAGAACAAGUACUAGUUGAGUUAGCCCAGAUGGAGGCUUUGAAAGAGUUUCAAGAGAUUGAAGCACAGAGAAGAGUGGAAGCCCACGAGUUCUUAUGUGCAAUUGAGAACAAGAGGAAAAAUAUUAAUGAUCUUGCUCAAGAGGUUGAAGGCUUAAAAGAGCUAGAAAACCAAUUGAGCGCCACAACGUCAGAUGUGAAUGUGUUGCAGAGGGAACUAAAGUUGGUCAAGGAAUUAAACGUCAAAGCUCAGAGAAAAGUUAUGAUGACAGAAAUGGAAACAAAAUCUCAGGUAGAAGAAGAUGAACUUUUAUUGCAAUCAAUCACAGAAGAACUCAAGGCUGCAAAGAAGGAUUUGGCCGUAAUACGGGAUGAAGGCUUUCAGUUCAUGACAUCGAUGGAUGCUGUACGAAGGGAACUGAAGCGUGUCAGGGAAGAGAAUGCUAAUUUGAAGAAACCUGAUGAAAAAACUGAUUUAGCUGUUCAAAAACUAAACUCAAAGCUGCUUAGAGCAAAAACCAAAUUGGAGGCUGUAUCUUCAGCUGAAGAGAGAGCCAAAACUAUUGCUUCUAAUCUGUCUCUCACUAUAGAACAAAUGAAGAAAGAAAAGGAGGCUGCAAAGAAAGAAAAGGAGCUUACUGACCAAGAAAUAAAAAACACCAAAGCGGAAAUCCAAGAGACUGAAUCUGAAAUAGACUUAAAUGAGGAAAGAUUGCAAAAUGCCUUGCGGGAGCUCGAAAUAGUGAAGUCUUCUGAGGCAUUGGCACUUGCAAAUUUGAAGUCACUAACAGAAAGUACAAUGAGACUAAGAGCUUCUGCAACUAAGAAUAGCUCUGUUAUCACCAUCUCUAGUUUUGAAUACGAGUACUUAGCUGGUCAUGCGGUUGCAGCACAAGAAAUUGCUGACAAAAAAGUUGCAGCAGCUCUGGCUUGGAUUGAAGCCAUUGAAGCAAGUGAAGUUGAAACAAUAAAGAAAUGUGAAUUAGCCGAAAUGGAAAUCAAGGAGAUGAUAAUGGAAGAAGAGAAACAGAUAUACAGGACAAAGAGAUCACUUACCGAAAAAAGAAUGGUGGAGGGAGAGUUGCAGAAUACAGAAGAUGAAAAUAUGGAACCAGCAAAUCGUCAAAAGUCCAUUAGGAGAAAUGGAAGCACGACUCCAUCUAGGCGGUUAAAGUUCAGAAUAUCAUCCUCACCAUCGCCUCAUAUGAUGAACGGAGGAAUUGACUCCUUUUCCAUGGAGAACAGAACGAAGGUUGUGAAAAAUCUUGCCAAAUUCUUCAAUGGCAAGAAAGCUAAAAUGAACCCUUGAAUUGACUGAAAGCUUGUUCCUGCUGAUUGUGAUUGUUUCAGUCAGAACCUCCAUGGCCCCAUCAAAGCGGUAACUUAUUCUGCAAUCAGUGGGAGCGAGGAGUUCAGAUUGAUUUUUUUCCCCCUUUAUAAUUUGAUGUGCAUAGAAGGAGAACACAUUCAGCUUUAGAUUUGGAUUAUUAGAUUACACCAAAAUCUGCCUUGAGUUGUUUUCUUUAUGCAGCUUCAUGGAUCUGUAGCUCCAA